ACCAAAAUGCGCAUGAUGGCUGCUGAUCUGAAGCCAUCACGUCCUCCAAUUUAAUGUUGUAGCUUAUUUUUGCAGAUGCUGUGUUCAUUUUGAAACCUUUCAACAUGGCUCAGUGUAAACAGACUGCUCAGGAAUUUAUCCAGAACACAUUUAACCCGCAUGUAGCGGUGUUGUGUAGCCCCGACGCUGAAGUGUUGUGUCAGAAGAAUAAUUUGACGUUUGUGGAACUUGUGCAGCCCUUCUGUCACCUUACUACCGAAGCUCACAUCCGUGACCCCAACAAUGUGCCACACUGUAUUCGACACCUGAAAAUUUCAAUGGUGGAUAUGACAUCACAGCCACCCCAGCAAGCCAUCGCCAGGAAGAUGAUGAGCGAUGCCGUGGCCAAUGCUCAGCCCCAGCUGGUCGAGGGUGGGAGGGGAAAUGUCAUAUCCAUUGGCAACUAUGACCUUCAGCUAUCCGCAUCUACACCGUGGUUUGAAGCUUACCGAGACGUGUUUCUACAAGUGCUUCCCCCAAGUGACCACGAGUUCCUUAAUCACUGUGUAGGCUGUGUGUUUGUCGUGUCGUCCGGCCACUCCGACCCUAUCACAGGGUUUAAUAACCUGGCCGGUCAGCAGUACCAGCAACAGACACAGUUCCCCAACAAGAUGCCCCGCUGGCUGGCCCCCAACCUCAUGAAGUAUUACGUACUGCUGCAUGACGUCACAGAAGGGGAGGAUGCAAAAGCUGAAUCUAUCUACCAAAGCAUGAAGUCGACCUACGGAGCUAGUGGCUGUCAUCUCCUACACAUCAACUCCCGCAGUAUCAAGGUGGCUGAUAGCAUGAAGACGGAUAGUAACCUGCCCGACCCCUGGAGUCAGUUCCUCAGCAAACCCGUGGAUAACUCUAACAAAAAACGCCAAAAGGCUAGAUAUUACAUAGCAUGGGAUCCGGAGCUAUGUUACUGGCGAGUUCGAUUCAGAAACAAAGGGGAGGGAGCAGAUUACGAUGUCUCGAUGGGUAACGGCACCGACGACGGUGUGGCAUUUCCUGGGAAGGUUUCUGAAGGCACCCUGGAGUCUUCCUCGCUCACCGACAGCUUAUUAGUCGAAUCAGCCUCCGAAGCAUUGGAAGCAGCAUCAUCAGGAUCCGGGGCCGAUAGCGAUUUGUUCGACCACCCUCUGUCACUAGACCAUUCUACGAACUCGAUCAACCAUGUUGACGAACGUCUGUCGCCUGACGAAUCUGUCACCAUGGAAAGCAACCAUACAGGCAAUAACACCAAAGAUCAGACAACUCCAGACAAAAAAGUGCGUGGGCACGGGAUGUGUUUGACCACUAGUGACCACGACAGACUGCGGAUAUUUAUACACGAGUUCAGUGUACGCGCUCUGAUCCCCUGGGCAGAAAUGUCCAUGAGGUACCUAAAUGAACAGUUGACGUCCAGGAAGGGUAUUCCUAGGUCAAUAUUCAGUGUGACGAAGAAGUGGUUUGGGGGUAACAAGGCAACAGAGAAGGCUGCAGCAACCAACCAAAACACCACUGUAGUGUACUCGCAGGAAGCGCCCGAACUACAAAUGCGACGACUAGCAGACCUGGCUUUCCUCUUCCAGAUGUAUGACUUUGCAUACCAGACAUACCACACGGCCAAGCGUGACUUCAACAACGACCAUGCAUGGCUGCACACAGCUGGUGCACUGGAGAUGGCGAGUCUGUCUGUGUUUAUGCAGGGCACCGUUAGCUCACAGAAAUACCCGUCUCACUACAUGGAGUCCGCCAUUACUACCUACUUACAAUCAUGCAAGAGUCCGUUAUAUGCAGCGCGGGCGACCCUGGUAAGCAGUGAGGCCCUGAAGAGUAAGGGGAUGUACAACGAGGCUGCCCUGCAGUUCAUCAAGCUCACCAGCGAGGACUCCGACCUGAGAAGCGCCUUACUGCUGGAACAAGCGGCCCACUGUUACAUCAACAUGGAGAUCCCCAAGGUCCGCAAGUAUUCCUUCCAUAUGAUCCUGGCCGGUCAUCGCUACAGCAAGGCGGCUCAGAGGAAGCAUGCUUUACGGGCCUAUUCGCAAGCUUUACAGGUGUAUAAAGGCAAAAGCUGGUCCUUGGCGGAGGAUCACAUUAACUUCACUCUUGGUCGUCAGUCGUUUAACCUUAAACAGUUAGAGAACGCCACAGCUGCCUUCAAACACCUGCUGACAGAAAACAGCAAGCAGAUAGCCAGUCAACAGGGGGCCUUCCUUAGGGAGUACCUGUUUGUUUAUAAGCAAUUGCUGAGUCAAGAGGCUGGAGAGUAUGGCCACCCGUCCAGAUCUCUGCCAGAGUUACCCCUCCCAGUUCUGGACAUCAAUUCUACCAAGGUUCUGCUGGGAGCCAGGCCACAGCCCAGUCAAGCUCCUGACAAAGUAGCUACGUCCGGGGUGUGGUUCGACCACAAGGAGAGCAAUCACCCCCGCUGGCAGAAACUGGAAGAGGCAUUAGUGACCGCAGCUAUGGGGAGUCUGCCCAAUACAUUCCGAUCUACUCUUCAAUGUUACACUAACAGAACGGAUAACAAAUACAGUCCUGUCGGCUUUGUGGGAGAGCCUAUAAUUGUGGAGGUGUACCUGGUGAACCCUCUCAAGGUCAUGUUAGUGCUAACGGAGGUCACGUUGCUAUGGAGUUUCCUUCCCACACUUCCGGGCCAAGACAAAGCCCAACUCAUCACCAACGAGGUGUCGUCAACCUCCGUUAAGAAUACCUUGGCUAAUGAAAUAAUACAAACGCAGGUUAUUGACGAAAUCAUUAUGGAUGCAAAUACCAAAUUGACGACUCAGAUCACUUUGACACCUCACCAGACGGGCGAGCUGAGGAUUGUUGAGAUAUCAUACAACCUGGGAGGGGUGCUGAUCGAGGGAAAUGGUCCCAAACCAAACAUGUCCAAUACUAUAUUUGUGCGUGGUAAACAAAAGCUGGAGGUUCAGGGGCCGCGUCUCAACAUCUCCAAAGAAGACAAGGCAAAAAAGGUGUAUGGACCAGAUCGGCGGCUAGAUCUGGUCAUACAACAGGAAAUGCCCUUGUUGCAGGUCUCGUUUUGCAAUUUCCCUCGGACAUUGUUGUGUGGCGAAGUGCAUGCUGUGAUGUUACAGUUUACUAACGUUGGUUCUAGUCCCCUUCACAGACUCAAAGUCGCUUCCACGUCACCCGAGUUUUUUACUCUCGGUUGCCAUGGACAACUUCCGAAAUUUCCGUGUGUUUAUCAAACAGCUAUGGAUGUUGGUGUGAGUGACAGUGAAUGUAUGUGCAAUUCUAUAUCUAAAGACAGCGUGAGUGUUACGCGGGUUGUGGACAUUGGUCUACCUAGUGGAACUCUUCAGCCAAAAAGUACAAUUUCAAUACCCGCCUGGAUACGGGGAAAUGACAUAGGCGGAAUUCAUGAGAUUCACUUUAUGUUUUAUUACGAACCAGUGCAAAAGCUACCUAAUAUAAGCCAUAGACUUUUACGCCACACAGCAGUAGUAAAUACGUUAGAGUCGCUGAGUGUGCGGGCUAUCGCGCACCGGGGAAACAACACAAACUCACAUCCAAACGGCCACAGAGGUUCCUGUGUUGUCAUGUGUGAACUAGAAAAUCUAAGUCAGAUCCAGAGUCAGCGGGCGUACGUGAAAGAGAUUCAGAUCAACCAGGUGUCGUGUGCCAGUGAGGAAUGGUCUAUACAGUACCUCAAUUCUCAACACAUCAAGUCAGAAAUACAGAUUGGUAGUCGGGAAACCAUGCAGUUGUGUCUGAAAGCUGUCCGUAGUUCUACAAACUUAGAUACCAUUAUGGGUAAAGAGUCGAUUGUGUUCAGUGAUGUUCCUUUUGAUACACAACAGAUAUGCAGUGCACUGACGCCGUGUGCAGACUUUUUCUUCCGAUCAAAAUGCAGUAUUAAGCCCCUGGAUCCAGACACAGAGGUCCCUACGUCUCAUAGCAGACGCAAGCCGCAAGAGUUCACAGACAUUAACUGUGCCAUACAAGUGGGCUUCACACUCGUCAUUCUGUGGAAAGCAUGUGUAGUCAACGAGGACGGAGAAGUUCAAAUCAGGGUCGGUCAACACCAUGUGACCAUAGAGAAAAUUGACGACAUCUUCACCUCGUAUCCCUAUGUUCUUAUCCCGACAGAAGAGCCAGUGGUCAGGUUUGUGAUGAAGGAUCUCGAAGCCGAGGCGAGCACACCCGACUCAGAGGUCACAACACAGCUGAUUGACUUCAACUUUAACCAUAGGUCAGAGGUCAAACAUAAUUUCUCCAGUGGAAGAUUGUGCCAAGUGCCAGUGACAUUACUUCUACAAAAUUGCUCAAAAGUGAUGCUGGACGUUCUUGUGGACACAAGUCAAUCUCCAGACAGGUUGAGCAGCAAGUCAAAUGAGGCUUCCUUGUACGAUCAUUCAGGAGAGUACCACCAUAACAGCAGCUUUAACUGGGUGGGACAGACCAUUACACAGCUGCGUCUGGAGCCGGAGCAGCAGGCCGCAGUGCGACUGUCGGCUUGUUUCAGCAAGCCGGGUAUCUACAACCUGAACCGUGUGGCUGUGUUUGUUACGUACACACGAGACUCAAACCAGAUGGUGCUGCAGAGACAUCGUUCUCCUAGUGUGGUAGUCAUCGGGGAGGUGUCUUGAUCAGAUUGGUCGAAAUUCCUAAUUGGUGGGACGAAUGACGAGGUCUUCUUCAACGUCACAGUUUCAACCGAGUCGAUUGAUUGACAAGAAACUGAUCAAAUCUACUGAUAAGGAUGACAUCCAUUACAUUGUCCCUGAUUGGUGUAGCUUGUGAUCACUGUUCCAGGAAAAAGAUCUCGUCAUUGGUGUAACGACGGUGAGGACCUCUGGUCGGCGUGCCAUCAGUGGCGACUUCUAGUCCAUUUGUAAUUGGUUAGGUCACCUGAUUGAUACGACAUCAUUCAAUUGGAUCAUAAGAUUGAUGAAGAAAACAAUAGCCACAUCCUGUGCUGGAUUUUGAUCCAGAGUGAAUCCUAAGAAACCUUCAUCAGUGGAAACAGACUUGUUGUUAAAGGUGUUUCCGAACAGGAGAGUUACAAUACGUUUCGUCACCGGGAGGGGGAUUCUGGAUGUGCACUUCAUCAGACUUGUUGCGAUGCAGUUUCUGGGUACAAUGCAUGUUAUGACAUCGUCACUGAGCACAGUUUCUUCCAUCCCCUUGGUGAUCAUAACAGGCAGAGGUGACAGGGACACAGGCAUCGUUUACAUAUUAAUCUCACCGUAUUCCACAUUGAACUCUAGAAAUUGGUGGCCGAUCGUUGUCAUCAACUUCAUAUGUCUAGAAAGAUUCAUGCCAUUUUCACCACUGCUCACAAGGUGACUGCAAAUAUGGUGUCGUUUCAGUUUGAAACUUGCUUGCUCAUUUUUGCAAUGAUGUUCAUCCACCGGUAAGGCGUUGAAUGAUAUGACGGAACCAUUCCAAUACCCAAUCUAUGCCUCGCUAAUACCUAAGAGUCUAACUAAACCAAUCGCACGCCCCAUUGAUUAUAUUCCUGGUCUUUUAACUCUGUAGACCAUAAUAGACUCAUCCAUAUUAAUACAUAGUAGAAUCUACUAUUGUUACAUAGGGAUGAAAGGAUCAAGAGAUUCCAUAAAGUUAGGACCUAUAAUAAUUCACCAUUACUGGCUGAAUUUGUAUAGUUAUUGAUCGAUUGAAUUGUAUUAGAUAUUUCUUUCAAAAAGUCCAAACACACUGGAAAAUGAUCAUUGAUUUUAAAUAUUUUUAAAGUUCCUUUCACAACCAAGGGUGUUUCAAUUGAAAUUUGAAUGGUUUAGUUGCCACUUGUGUUAUAGAUAUUGAGACGGGUGGAGAUGCAGGGUGCACUUGUGUGUGUUUGUGGAGGCCGAAUAAGAUUACAAUACAGGUCACACUCCUAUUUAUCUUAUGGCAGAAAAGGCCAGUUUAGCCUGUGAUAAUUCUUUUCCUUGAUUUGGAGAUAUGAAGACUAUACAUAUGUAUGUGUGAAUAUAAUAUCCAAGACUUUGAAAUAUGAAUUCGCAUAUUAAUAUCUGUUAAAUAUACGAAUAAUGUACAUAUGUGUAAUUAUUUCACUAAAUGGCUGUAUCAGCAUCUUUAAAAAUCUGCAUACCUGCUGUCACCGAUUAGUAGAAGUCAGAAUUUGUGGUUUCUUGUCAAGGUCAUUGUGUGAAGGUCGUUGUGCCCCAUGUAUUCAAGCUUGUGUGUAGUUAACUCAUUCAUCCCUGAAGACACAUUUGAACUCUCCCAAUUCAAAGGUUGGAAUAGUUCAUUAUGAAGUUUCAGGGGUGAAUGAGUAGACACACAGCAAACACUUGGAUUAAACAAGGACACUUACUAAAAGAAAUAUUCUAGGAUUAAAAAUGUUCUUAGUUUGUUUAUAAUUAUUAUUAUAUUUUGUCCUGUUCAUUCCAGUACAGGGGUUUAGUCAGAGAUUAGUAACGUUACAAGUAUUACCCAUUUUAUUUAGCAAUACAUACAAAUGUAAUUAUUUAACUAACUUGUUCACACUGAAUGCAAACGUUAUAAUCAAACCAAGUUACAUGCGCAAUCAGACUGAUAAUCAGGGUGACUGUGUCCUGUUUAGUACGCAUUUCUUAACUAUUUAUGAAAAAAUAGAUGCGAAACAAGACUUUUUGUGAUGCAGAUACAAUUCAGAUCAUCAUCAGUGGGAAGCUUGAAGAAUUUAAGUUUUUUCUUCAUUUAUGUUGUUAAAACAGCUGGAUUGUAGUUGUUGGAUUGGACUUUAUGGUCUUUUAAAUAUGUUAGAUGUCGAUAAAGCAAAUUUGUUAGGCUGCUUUGAAGAGUCAUUCGCCAGUCAGUUUGAUUUAGUUGUUUGUAUUACUGGUGCCUUAACUGUUUCUCCAACAUAAAUGAAGAAAAAGAGAUUCUUUCAACAUUAUGAAAGGUGUCCUUGACAUAACAAUUCAGAUCAUGUGUAGACGUGAUUUUUUUAAAAUACAAAUUUUAAUCAGAAGCCGUACAUAUAUCGUAGUAAAACCAGACAUGAAAUUCAGUUUUCAUUGUUUGUUGAUACAUUAUAUAAUUAGUGUAUGUCAUGCUUCCAUUUCUAACUUAUAGUAUUUGAUGUGCCAAGCGUCACUGUCAUUCACACCAAAUAGUACAGGUACACAUGUAUACAUAUAGCCCUGACAACUACUCAAUGUAAUCCUGCUUAUUUAAUGAUUAUAUAUCCAUAUUUAUUAUUGGUGAAAAACAUUGAAAUCUAUGAACCUGCUGCCUUAGAAUAUGGAAAAAUCUUGGUUAUAAUUGAAUCCUGCAAUAAUAUUUCUUUUGUCUGCCUUUCCCAGUAGUCCUCCUCCCUCUUGUGUCUACCAGUAGAAGACGAGUUCGAUCAACUAAAGUAUACAUAACUAUAUGGUCUAACUAUAGAGUACAAUUGUCAUCAAACUCACUUAGGUAAUAUGCAUUGUGCACAAAGCUAAAAAUGGUGCCCAUGACUGGACGACUGUGGUACGACUUACUGAUUUCCUUUUGUCGGCCCAAAGUAGCUAGUGGUCGUCUCUCUGCAUGCGUAAUUAUUUGAAACCAAGGCAGUGAUUGGUUGUUGUUAACCAGCAUGUGUAAGCACAUUAGGUGUAAGAGCUAGACUAUGGUAAAAUGGCUGUUGAUUGAACUUGCCCACAAAGUCAUGAAUCAUUGGUUCUCAUUAUGAAAAGGCAAAUGUUAACAGAAGCUACCACUUUCCAGAACACAAUGCUACAGUAUAUUGAAAAGGAAUGCCAAUAGAACGUCCUAAGACCAGCUACUGAAAUUGCAACAGAAUGUUUUCUGGCAUCUAGACUUCGACAUAAAUAAAUAAUUUUCGACCAAUGCUUAGGGUUAAGGAAACUGCUUCCGACAUUUCAGCUUACCAAAAAUAAAUGAGAGUUCUUUUUAGUUACUGUGCAAUAUACAAAAUCAAUGUACUUCAAGGUGUCUGGUACAAUUAGAAAAAAAAGGUAGUCCUCUCUCCUAUUUAUUAAUAAUUGUCUUAUCAUAUUCUUUAAGUUAUCUUGCUACAUGUUGAACAAAUAUUUAUUUAUAGUACCUAUACAAUUUACUAUGUACACUUCCAUAUGUUAGUAAGCAGAUUUACUGUUCACAACUUUUACGGUGAAAUCUGUCAAGUGUGACACCCAGUGGGAACCAACAUUUGAAAAAAUUGAUUCAAUUUUACAGGGUGUUACGAUAAACUGGUUUAUUUGGUAGUUUUUAUAACAAGAAGUGGAAUUGUUGCUUUAUGUUAACUCAUUCACCCCUGGAGACUCAUUUGAACUCUUCCAAUUCAAAGGGUGGAAUAGUUCAUUGUGAAACUUCAGGGGUGAAUGAGUUAAAUUAUGACAUGAUGUUAGAAUACUCAAGGGUUGAAAUAGACAGGUUUACUGUAAAACAUUAUAUUGUUUUAAUGUCUUCUGCUAGGAUGCACUUUCGUCAUAACAUUCCAGUUUAAAAACUAAAUGCAGUCUGUCUCAAAAGUCUUGUGUAAAAAAUAUUCCUCUGCAUGCUUACAGAUUACAUUUUAAUUUUAGAAAACCAUGUAUUUUUUUAAAACCGCUCUUCUGAAAACUGAAUCAUUUCUUAAGAAAUUUAGUUUUUCAAUUAUUUUGACAUUUUCUACAGUUAUCAAUCGCUGUAUCAGGUAGAAUGUAGUUAAUCCUUUGGUAAGUUCUUUAACCCUCUCACCCCUAUUUAACUUUAGUAGACUCUACCAUGCAUUGCACUGGAUGAGUCCAUUAUGGUCUACAGUGGUGAAAGGGUUAAGGAUCCCGUACCACUGCCAAAAACCUGUAACUAAGUAUUGGACACAGUUUUUUCUGGCAUUACUGUAACUUUGAUAAAUCAUUAAUGGAAAGAAAACCAUACCUUGUGGGACUGCUUUGAGAAAUGAUUAAGAGGAAAGUACAGAAUUAUAAUCAACAAUAGAGUUCUGAGUGUAAAAGUUCAGCGGGGCUUCACUGCGAUUUGAACCCUCAUGGACCUCAGCUUGUUAUACUACUGCUUUAAGUGAUUGAGCUUCCUGGAAAACGAAGCGCCUGGGCAAAACUGUGCUUCCGUUAUAUCUAAUUAGAGGACGUUAAGGAGAGGUUAUCGUAUAUAAGAAAAAACACAGUGCAGUGGGAAGAGAAUCCUUUAGUGUAUUUUGUGGGACUUAAUCUUUUUAACAUUUUGAGUGAUACGAAAAUGUAUUGUGGAUUUAAACUGAUUAUCUGAACACAUGCCAGUAUCAACCGGAGACUCUAAUAUCAGCCCGGGGGCCGAAUAUUUUAAAAUUUUCGGAUUAUCUUUCAAAAUAAUAAAUUUUGAAAAAUUGUGUUAAUGACUUGUUUUAUUAGCUGUAUCAAGAUUUUAAACACGGGUCCUCUGCUAUAGAUUAUACAUAUUGUUCAUCAGUGAUCAUGAUUUUUUUUUCAAGUCAGGGAAAUAGAACAAUAGAUGAAGAGAGACAAUUGACACAGUGUAGCUUUUAAUUUUCUGCCCAAUUUCUUUUAAUAUAACAAUUUUUGUUUCAAAUAUUUUGCAUCACUAGGAUAUCAUGUGAUCUUUAAUGCUUCAACUGAACUUGGAUGAAAGAUGUUAUCAACUUUUAUUAUUUAAACAUUGACACUCUAGGGAAGUGUGUAAAAAGCAAACUGAAUACAUGCGAAUGUUACUUAACUCAUUCACCCCUGAAAUUUUACAAGGAACUAGUCCAACCUUUGAACUGGAAGAGUUCAAACAUGUCUUCAGGGGUGAAUGAGUUAAAUUUUAAAAUUUGAUAGGAGGGGGUGUAAUCUUCAUUGAUUGUGCCUGUUUCACUUUCGAGAUGGGAAAAUUUACGGUAGCGUUAUCAUGCAUUUUAACAAGUAUUUGUAGUUGAAACGACUUUUACAUAUGUGACAUUGCUGAAAAUGUUAUUAUGUACUGUUUCUGGCUUUUCAUGGCACACAGACCAGGCCUAGUCAUUACUGCUAUUUGACUCUGUCAGUGUAAUAUGCAUACUGGCCGACUUAUAAUCGAGAUCCAACUAGAACUGUACACAGGUUAGUGUGGAUGAUAUGUGACUUUAUAUAAACUCGUUGUUUUAGCUGUUAAUGAUGCUGAUAGAUUUUAACUUGAAAUUAAUGAAGAUUCAUACAGAUGCUGUAUGGGUGGUUUUGAGCACAGUAUGAAUUCCUAUGAAUGAUAGCGAUAUAUGUCCAUUAAAUCAUUCUUCACCCUAUUUACCCAGAUGCAGUGCUGUGUCUGGUAGUGGUCAAACAACCUUAAUAUUGUGGUAAGGAUCAUUGCUCACAUAUUCUGUGAAGGAAAUAUAAUUCCAUUUUGAUUUAAAGAUAAAUCAAAUUUGUAUUUGAUAAAGUCAUAUUGAGCUAGCUUUAUGAGGUUAAUUUGAAUUUUCUAAAGUAGAAAAAUGUAAUAAAUUGGAAACAUUUAGAUGCAGAACUUAUUAUUUUCUUUAUAACAUUAAUAGGAACAUUUUAAAUUAGAAAAAAUGCAAGUUAAGUAAAUUGGAAAUCAUUAGGCGGAGAACUUAUUAUUUUCUUUAUAACGUUAAUUAGAACAUUUUAAAGUAGAAAAUGUAUGUUAAGUGAACUGGAAUUUGUUAUUGACGGACAACUUUUGAAAACUUACAGAUAAUGUUUUAAACACAGGCCUUCAAAUAAGAACACUUUUAAAAUAAAAGUGUUUGUUUAUCUUGUCUCGAUUUAAACUGUUACUCUUAGCGGAGUAACUGUGUAUUUCCUGUGUUGGCUUAUAAUUACCACUUGAUACUGUCGAGGUUGCAGAAAAUGUGUUGAACCGUGUAUCUAUAUAGUAUGUAUGUUGGCUUGCAAUGUACAUGUGCCAGGUUGCAGACCAAACGUUGUCGCUGUGUACGAACGCCAGUCAACAAUCACCCAGGAAUCGUAACAGUCGCACUAGUAUAAGUUCCUGGUAGGACUUCAACUUUUUUUCUGUCUGUGAUUCAUAAAUAUAUGAUGAAUAAAUAAACAAACAUAUUAAA
Messenger RNA from Mizuhopecten yessoensis (Yesso scallop), 10966 nucleotides. Its product is annotated as trafficking protein particle complex subunit 8-like. The transcript is spliced from 30 exons. Lineage: Eukaryota; Metazoa; Mollusca; Bivalvia; Pectinida; Pectinidae. The record is from RefSeq and is a predicted model, not a curated record. Gene Ontology annotation, molecular function: protein binding. Gene Ontology annotation, cellular component: phagophore assembly site; cytoplasmic vesicle; TRAPPIII protein complex. Gene Ontology annotation, biological process: protein localization to phagophore assembly site; endoplasmic reticulum to Golgi vesicle-mediated transport. The coding region runs from base 105 to 4625 and encodes 1506 amino acids.